AUGCCAUCAGCAUCAUCUGAUCGCUAUUCAGGAGUUUCAUCGUCUUCUGCUUCUUCUACUUCAUCGACAAAUUGUUAUAAUAAUUCUAAUAGUUAUUCUUUAUCACAAACAUCGUCUUCUACAUUUUCACCACUUCGUUCUGCUACAUCAUCACUUCACCUGUCGAAAUUAAUCAAUAAAGAUUAUCGAUCCAUGCAAUCAUUAAAAAUUCAAAAACAACAUCAAACAAAUAGAACAUAUCAUACGCCUAUAGCACGUGUAUCACCAUUAAUUAAUAAUCAACAAUUAUCAUCGUUAGAACAACAUCAACAAAAAGACUAUCAUACAAAAGAUCAAAGUUGGCUUAGUUGUGAAGAACUUGAAACAAUUGAAAAACGUUUUACUGAUCUUCUUCAUGAAAUAUCUAAUAAAAAAACACAUGAUUAUCAACAAUAUGAACAACGUGCAAAAAGUUGUGAUAGAUUAACACACGAUGAAAAAAACUAUAAGUCGACAACAUUGUCUAAUUCUCGUAAAUCAUUAUUUGAUAAAACGAAAGAUGAAAAUCGACAUUUACGUUCAGAAACUUUUCAUCAUUCAACAAUUCUUUCCGAUGAUGAUAUUCUUAAAGUUGAAUUAUCAUAUCGAAGUAUUGGUACACAAGUAUAUGCAUGUCGUUGUCUAUGUGAUUUAUAUAUAACAACAGCUGAACGUUUAUCUAAACUUGAAGAUUGGAUUUUAUUUCAACAUGGUUUACCUGUAUGGUUACUUAAUUCUGGUACGAAUCCAAAACGUCAAUCAUGUUUAUCUCUGAUUAUUGCUGAAUAUGGUUCUGGUUUUCCUAUUUGGCAAGAUACUAUCGAUGGACAUAGUGAUGUUAAACAAGCACGUGAACAACAUAUAACAUUUCGUUUAUCAGAUAAAACAACACUUGCCGUACUUCGUUUUCAUAAUUUAACAGCAUCACAAGAAUUUUUUUCUUAUUAUAUAUCUAUACGAAAUGAUCAUCGUUAUAAACAUCUUUUUUCUAAUGGACAUAAUCGAAGUUCAUCAUGUGGUUCGAUAUUAAGUAAUAAAAAAAAAUCUCAACGUCAUGUUAAUAAAUCAUCUAUAUCAAAUCCUUGUCAAUUUCAACAUAUAACACGUUUACAAGUUAAAGAUUAUGUUCAUUUAACAUCACUUAGUCAAUGUUUAAUGUCUGCUGAUACUUAUUCAAAUCAACUAUUAUGA
Messenger RNA from Rotaria sp. Silwood2, 1209 nucleotides. The record is from the annotation of a GenBank genome assembly. NCBI's taxonomy places the organism in Eukaryota, Metazoa, Rotifera, Eurotatoria, Philodinida, Philodinidae.